AUGGCCUGGGCCCCCGGCGGCCUGGCCUACGCACGUAUCGUGGGUGGCGUCGCUGGCAGGCAGCAGGGCGUCAACGUCGGGGGCUACGUGGUCGAGUGCCACGAGCAACACGUGUCGCUUGCGGUACCUGCGCUCGCUGUCCGGGCUGUGGGUGGCGCGGCGUACGACGCGGCGGUGAACGACCGCAACGGUGCCGAAGUGCAGGUCGGCUUCGUGAUCGUGCUGCAUCGGCGCCUCAGACAGGAGCCGCCUGAAGGAUGGGCGGACGACUACAUGCACUUCGGGGACCGCGAGUUCGAGCUGGAGGCGCUGCAGAGCGGCCUGGACGACAGCUCGUCCGACUCAGAGGCAGAGCCGGAGGCUCGCCCAGUCCGCGGGGGGGCGGCCGCAGGAGCUGCGGCGGCCCGCAGCGACCGGAGGCGCCAGCUUUCCAGCAGCGACGAGGAGGCGGCGUUUCGCAGGGCCGCGCAGCCUGGGGCGAGCAGCAGCGGCUUAGGUGGGCCGGCGGCCCCCGGCGCGGCCGAGGCGGCGGCCAAACUCGACGCGAACGGGUUGCAGAGCUUGCUGCAGCUGAGGUUGCUCGAGGUGCUCGAGCGGCUCGAGACGGGCAAGAGAGGCAGCUCGUCGGGAGACGAGAGCGAGACGGUCGGAGGCCUGGGCAGCGUGGGCAAGGCGGGCAAGGCGGUGCGUGGCAUGCGGCGCCUCCGGCUGAGGGUGCGCCGCUACCCGCUCCGCGUCGUGAAGGUCUUCAGGGGCGAGGUGAAGCAGGCCUUCCGAGUGCAGCACGGUAUGGCCUGGACCUACUUGGACUACGAGAAGAGACACAUCCCGUGGGGCAAGCUCUACGACCUGAAGAAGACGUACGCGAUGCUGGUGGCCGUCCUGGAGUACAUGGAUCAGGGGCUGUUCGACGAGGCGCACGGCCAGCUGGUGCAGAUCAUGAAGGCGCUGCAGCAGGUGGCCAUCAACCACUCGCGGAAGACCGAGGUGGUGGCGGCCUACAUCGCGGAGCUGGAGGCCCUCGAAUCGAAGAUCAAGCAGCAUGGUGGCGCCGUUGCGAGCCCCGAGAAGUCGGACAACGGCCAGGGGGCCGAUAUCGGAGCGGGGGCCCGCACGACGGGCGCCAAGUCCACCAACAAGAAGAAGAAUAAGCCAAAGAAGGAGGCGGCGUGA
Molecule: messenger RNA, 1173 nt
Organism: Prorocentrum cordatum
Lineage: Eukaryota; Dinophyceae; Prorocentrales; Prorocentraceae
Source: the annotation of a GenBank genome assembly